Molecule: messenger RNA, 1659 nt
Organism: Laccaria bicolor S238N-H82
Lineage: Eukaryota; Fungi; Basidiomycota; Agaricomycetes; Agaricales; Hydnangiaceae
Exons: 5
Coding region: 1-1659 (552 amino acids)
Source: RefSeq, a predicted model, not a curated record
AUGAGCCCUGCUGAGGCACAAGAAGCGUUCGAUGGUCUCGCAAAUCUUUUGGGACCGUUGCUGGAAAGGAUUGGACAAGCACUCAACAUGCACGUUUCAGUGUUUGUGGGCGGCCCAGAGCCAAGGUUGGGGGGGAACAUCAAUGUGAUAAGUGUUCAUCACGGCGUCAACAAGGCACCCUCACCGCAGGUUUGGCCUUACGCCGAUAAAGCCAAGUUUGCAUUGGUAAAGGAUGCGUAUAUCGAGUUUCUGAGCACAUGCUACUCACCUGAAGAACGAAGACGGCGCGCUCUCCCUGAUGCCCCCAAUUCAGAUAACCAACCAACCAACAACGAUGUCGAUAUGACCACCCUCGACUCCCCGCAUAUCAGUCCCGAGGAGAAUGAACCCACUCUCGACACAUCGACUGUCUCAACUCACUCGGCAACAGAUCCCCUUGAUGCCACAAAAGCAACGGCAAAAUGGAAGCGAGGAAAGGAACAUCGCAAGGGGCCAGUGGCCAAGAAGAGGGUAACAUCCAAGAAGGGGGCAGCAGCCAAAAAGGGAGCGGCAGCCAAGAAGGGAGCGGCAGCCAAGAAGGGAGCGGCAGCCAAGAAGGGAGCAGUAUCCAAGGGGAAGAAGAAGCGACGCGAUGAGUCUGACGAAGAAGAAUCGGACUCAGAGAGCGUGGAGGACUCUGAAGAGGCGAGCUCAUCUGAAUCAUCCAGCGAUGGUGAAGACGAGGACAGUGCAGAUGAAUGCCCCAUUCAGGCUCUGGGUGCGAGACGUAGCACCAGGAAGACGACGAUGGAUCCCGCACGCCCAGACACAGAAGACCUUCCAAUUGAUCCCGCGGUCAUCGGUCCUUCGAAUUCUCUCGUUCCACGUCAGCCAUCUCCCUCCCUUGCGUCCCAACCACUCGUUCCCUCUGCCCCUACUCAGCCCUCUGCUCCUCUCGUUCCGUGUCAGCCAUCUCCCUCCCUCGCCCAACCACUCGUUCCCCCCGCCCCCGUUUCUACCGAACCAUCUCUUGCCUUAGCAUUGCAGCCAAUCGUCACCUCAACUCCCACACCGUCGCUUCCAGAUCCAAAGUGGCCGGAGUGGUUUCUGAGAGGCUAUGAGCUUCUAUCAGCACAAGAUCUUGGCCUGGCAUUCACAAAAACCAUCAAGCUGUAUGUGGAGUUGGAGGCUUGCAGCAACUUCAACGUCGGAGGCAUCCAUAUGGGAUUUAAGAAAACAAGUCGGCCCUCACAGGUGGAUUGGUGGGUCGGCCGUGGCCGUAGCAAGGCACCCCUUAUCCAGGAUGUCGCAUCUUUCGAAAGGAGCUGGUGGACAUGGUGGAAGGUUCUUCAGCCGAGUUGGCACAACGCUGCGGGAGUAGAUGGCCGUUUAGGUAGUUCCCAUCGUACUGUCCUCACAGGAGAUGAGGGGUGGUCAGUAAUGGACAAACAUGGCCAGAACGUGUUUCUGACCAUGCUCGCGACCCUCGUCUGGUGGAAUUCCGGUCUCCUGGACAAGGGGAAAGAGGGGGUCAAUGACCCAGGUUGGAUAGCUGCUGUGGAGGAUGUGCAGUGGGUCUUGUCCCAGGUUCUGGGUUGGAAAGCGACACUUGCUCCCCAAGUCACCUCAACUGCCAAGUCAACCAAGCAGACGAUGACUGCGAAAAAGCACAAGCGCUAA